Molecule: messenger RNA, 6885 nt
Organism: Orcinus orca (killer whale)
Lineage: Eukaryota; Metazoa; Chordata; Mammalia; Artiodactyla; Delphinidae
Gene: NKX6-2
Product: NK6 homeobox 2
Exons: 3
Coding region: 3025-4251 (408 amino acids)
Biological process (GO): regulation of transcription by RNA polymerase II; cell differentiation
Cellular component (GO): nucleus
Molecular function (GO): DNA-binding transcription factor activity, RNA polymerase II-specific; RNA polymerase II cis-regulatory region sequence-specific DNA binding
Source: RefSeq, a predicted model, not a curated record
ACCUUCCCUGACCUCCCCCUUCCCAGCGAUCAUCGGUCCUGUUCCCCUCCUGCAGGGACUUCCGGAAGUUUUUUGGUUUAUUGUUUAUUACCCACUCCUCCCCUGGGGCAGGGCGGGGUGCAGAGGUGGAGUUCGCUGCCUUCACGUGGCUCUCCCAGAGCACGCCUGGCACCUAGUAGGUGCCCAAUAAAUCAGCGUUGACUAAGUAAAGGUCUCUGUCAAACGCGCGCUCUGCGUGUUCCCACAGCGUCUAAGUGUGAGCGCCGAAGUGCCCGCCGCCUUCCCAGGCAGGACUUUUCCUUCAGCACCAGGAGGUGGCAUUCGCGAACCUCUCCACCCCGGCGGCAACCAGCACGAGCGGCGGAGGCCGAGAGGCGCUCCUUCCCCACCGGCGGCCACGGCACUUUCCCCGGAGGAGGGGCGUUUCCCUUGAUCCUACCCAGGGGGCGGCUCCCGGGAGCGCAGGAGGAGGGCGUGGCGUGGGAGCCGCGUAGAAGGUGGAGGGGCGCAGCCUCGGAGCGCGCAGAGAUGGCGGGCAGGCAAGUUGAGCAAGUUAUCAAGCCUACACACCAGGGACUGGGGCACUGGGGGAGGGUGUCCCGUGCCGUGGCGUCCUGGGGGGUUGGGGGGCUGCGUCCGGGGCUUGGGAACCCCCGCGCGCCGGGCAGGACAGGACGCAUGGGGAGGGCACCGAGACACCCACCACCAGAGAGCAUGGAGAAGAGGCCGCCCUCACCCCGCACCCCGGGCGCCCCCAAUGCUCUCUGGGCCUUCCAAACCGCACUCCGGCCCCCCAUCCGGCACCCAGGGCCACUGGCUCCCUGGAGAGCCGAGCACUCUGCGGCCAGGAGAGAAGCAGCCCCACUCGCGACCCCAAGCAUUCCGGCCGCAGUCCAGGGAGGGCCCGGCGGCGUAGACAGACCCGGGACUCAGGGCAGCGACUCGGGGUGUCUGUUUCCUCAGCGGUCAAAAGGGCUGCGGAGGCCCCAGCCCGGGUGCUCGAGGAGCCACAGCGCGGCACCCAGAGCUGCGGUGUUCCUCCAGCCACCGAGCCAGAGUCGCAGGGAGGAUAGUGCGCCCUGUCGCCCCGUCCGGGCGCGCCACUCCCGGCCCGCCCCAGAGAACUGUUGGGCCACAGCUGCCCAGAGUCGGCUCCUCGGUGCCGGGAGUAGGGACCCGGCCCCACCCCUCUGGCUUGGCCCCGCCCCUCCUCCUCUGGCCCCGCCCCCAAGCCAGUAACUGCCACGCCCUCAGAGCCCGAACCUUGGCCACCCCGUUAGCCGCCUCCGAGGAGCCCAGAGGGCCGCAAACCCUGCUGGGAAGGAUCCUCCCUGCGGCUGGGCUCUCGGGGAGCACCUACGCUGUGCCCGAGGCGGUGGGGCUCAAGUGAGGCCCGGGGCGGGUCUCGGGGCCUGGCCGCCCGUAGGUAGCGCGGGAAUGCGAGAGGUGAGCGCUCGUUAGGUAUCCCGGGCCUGGCUCCGCAGGUGCCGAUCGCCUGCGGGGCAGCCACACCCGGAUCCCGCGAGUGCGGCCCCGACCGAGGAGGCGGGAAGAGAGAAAUUCCCAUGCGCGCGGACUGCACCGCGCCUGAAGCCGGGGCCAACACGCGCCACGGCGCGCCGCCCGGGACAGCACGGUGCGCGCACACGUGGGCAGGGGCGGCCACCGAACGUCCGCCCAGCCCCGGCGGCCAAUGGCUUUCUGAGCGGCGAUCUGGCGUAAGGACUCGCAGCGCCAAGACCCGAAAGCUAACUGCACAAAACGAAAAUGGAUCUCCCCAAAGGUCUCAGUGCCAGCGGACGCUGGGUCCCUGCACAGAGCCGAGAGGGUCGCCUUCGUCCGCGCCACAGAAACCCUGGCGGCCGGGGUGAAACGGGAACGUCGUUGCUAACCGACCACACCAGGCCUGAGAGAGGCCGGCCUGGCGCACACCGCCGCCCAGCCACGAAACUGCAGCCGUCGGUUCGCACACGUUCCCGUCACGUUCCCAGCAGGCAGCGAAUAAUAAUAAUAGCCGCCACCUAGUAAUUGCUGUGACACCAGCCAAGAGAACCAAGGAGGCGACGUCCAGAACUGUACUCAGCACUGACUCUCUGCCGGCGCCCGCUGUCCUCUGCGAUCUUAUUUGAACCCGCACAGCAAUUCCACGGGGUGGGAGGCUUUUCCACCCAGAGGAGGACACCAUGGGCCCUGCGUGCCCGUCAAAAGGCCACGAUUCUGCCCGCUGGCUGCACUUCGGGCGCACGCCCACGUUAAGGCCCUGAGCGUGGCCCCGCACGCCUUGGGACCCGGACUCUGAGCCUGCCAGGGUCCCCGACCGCCGGCUCGGGCCGCGCUUCACAAGGGAACGGCUGUGCCCUAGGUCGGGGCGCCCAGGUCCAAGCUCCGGACUCAGGUUGCCCCCCGGGAACAAGCUGCGACUUCGCGGCCGGGAAACGACUGACCGGGAGGCCCGGGCGGUCCCCGCGCCCUGACCCGACACUGUACAGUCCCGCGGGCAGGGAGGGGACCGGGAACCGCCCCUCCGGCAGCGCGCGCAACUCGGUAGCCUCGCGUGUGGCCCCGGGACAGGCCUCGCCACGGCGCCAGCUAUUGGUUGGUGAAACCAGAGCAGAUUCUCGCGGGCCAAGUCUAGCAUUCGGCCCGUGGACUCUGACGUCCCGCUUCUUCCGCCCUUCUGCAUCCCAGAGGAGAAUGUUCCCGGCAAUGUUUUCGUUCCUCCCUCAAACCUGAGACCGGGACGGCCGGGAAGCCGCAAGGCGGGGCGCGGACUGUGACCCCGAAGGUGCCUGCUGAAUCCCCGCGCCCUCCCGCCUGUGCCUCUUCACCGAAUGGGCGCACGGAGUGUGCCAAGUGGAUCCUCAAAUCUGCAUUCUUUCGGUGAUAAAAUAUGUUAUCGUAUUUUUUCCUGAUUUCCCACUAAAACCUUUGCCUAACUAAACUCCCAUCCAACGGGAUUUAUUUCGUCCCCGGGGAGAUAAAUCAGGGGGCAAAUUUACAGCCCGGGAGGCACCUGCCGGGCUAAUGGGCCCUUCAUGGAGUGCGCGGCCAGCGGGGGCGCGCGCAGACGGCGGGGGCGCUGGCCAAUGGCCGGGCCGCGGUCGCCGGCAGCCAAUCAGCACGCGCGCCGCCUGGGGGCCCCGCGGUUAUCAGCGCGUCCAGCCCGCGCGGCGCGGCGCCGCUCCGACCGGCCCCGGAGCCGCCACCGCCGCAGCGCGGAGUACCCCCGCCGCCGCCCACCCCGCGCCGGAGCCGCCGACCUCCCUCGCGCCCGCCAUCCGCGCCGUCGGCGCCCGCACCCCGAGCCCCCGCUGCAGCCGGCGCCCGCCGGGGUCGCGCGCAAACUUCCCGGGCCGGCGGGCGCGGGCGGCGGCGGCGGGGCCCGGAUGGGCGCCCGGGCCGGCGGCGGCGGCGCCCAUGGACGCUAACCGCCCGGGCGCGUUCAUGCUGAGCAGUGCGCCGCUGGCCGCGCUACACAACAUGGCCGAGAUGAAGACGUCGCUGUUCCCGUACGCGCUGCAGGGCCCGGCCGGCUUCAAGGCGCCCGCGCUGGGCGGCCUCGGCGCGCAGCUGCCGCUCGGCACCCCGCACGGCAUCAGCGACAUCCUGGGGCGGCCCGUGGGCGCGGCGGGCGGCGGCCUCCUGGGCGGCCUGCCCCGUCUCAGUGGGCUCGCCUCGUCGGCCGGCGUCUACUUCGGGCCCGCGGCCGCCGUGGCGCGCGGCUACCCCAAGCCUCUGGCCGAGUUGCCCGGGCGCCCGCCAAUCUUCUGGCCUGGCGUGGUGCAGGGCUCGCCCUGGAGGGACCCGCGCCUGGCCGGCCCGGCCCAGGCCAGCGGGGUCCUGGACAAGGACGGCAAGAAGAAGCACUCACGGCCGACCUUCUCGGGCCAGCAGAUCUUCGCGCUGGAGAAGACUUUCGAGCAGACCAAGUACCUGGCGGGGCCGGAGCGCGCGCGCCUCGCCUACUCCCUGGGUAUGACCGAGAGCCAAGUCAAGGUGUGGUUCCAGAACCGGCGGACGAAGUGGCGCAAGCGGCACGCCGCGGAGAUGGCGUCGGCUAAGAAGCAGCAGGACUCGGACGCCGAGAAGCUGAAGGCGGGCGGCUCGGACGCGGAGGACGACGACGAGUACACCCGGCCCCUGGACCCCAACUCGGACGAUGAGAAGAUCACGCGGCUGCUCAAGAAGCACAAACCCUCGAACUUGGCGCUGGUCAGCCCGUGCGGCGGCGGCGCGGGGGACGCCUCGUGAGGACGCGGCGGCAAGGCCGGACAACCAGGGUACGGGACGCGGGCCGGCGCCCCUCGCCAGCCGCCCGCGCCGGAGUGUGUAUAUAUAUUUUUACAGAAUAAGUUAUAAAGCGGCCUGGCUCGGGCUCGGCGUGCGGGGACCCCAGAGCGCCCGCGUCCCUGUCCUCGGCGUGGGCGCGGGAUCGGGACCGCCGCUGCCGCGCGUCCUGAGAGGAAUCACUUUGUAUAAUCAAUAAAUUAUUUAACACGUCCCCCGUCGGAGCCGUGGCUCCCGAGGCUGCACCGCGUGUUUCUUCCUUAUCGAAAACCGCGGGCGAGGCGCGGUGGCGCGGCCCUCUGCCUCUGCCGGGCCCUGUCCCGGGUCCCCUUGUCCAGUCUUCAAAUGCCGCGGGGUCCGCGCCUUCGGCCGAAGGGGCGCCUGGGUCUGGCGCAGGUCCGGCUCAGAAUCGGGGUGCGAUGGAGUCCCGGUCGCCUCGCGCCCCGGGUUGCCCGGGCGGCAGCAGCUCGCAGGACCGAGGGCACCGCGAGGCCCGGCGCGGGGAAGGCGGCCCCGCCCGAGAACCCUCGGGCUGCCGGCCAAGGGAAGGGGCCGCCCGGGGCCGAGGGCCGGGAAGAGCCAGGACUCAGCGAGCGGGAGCGGAGCCGACGGCGGGGGGAUGGAGCGGGGCGCUCGGCGGCGGCGGCGGCUCCUCAGGCGCAGGCAGCUGUGGCUCGCGCGGGGCAGCAGGUAGGACCCCUUGUUCCGUCCCUCCCCGCAACUGCACCGGCGCCAGCCCGGGGCGCCCUCCCCAGGGCUCUGGAGGCUUAGGUGGAUGAGGUGUGGGCAGAUUUAGACACAUUUGGGGUUGCCGGAAAGGGCAGGUGAACCCCCGCUCCUGCCCCACCCGGAGUGGCGCCUUUCCCCUUUGGUGGGUGCGGGGGCGGUGAGGGGCGCCGCUGGGCCCUAGCUCCUGCUGUCCUGCUGACGUGCUUUGCCAUGAUUAUGUAGGUUGGAACGUGCCCAGCCUUAGUAGCUACAUAAUUUGAAGUAAAUCAGGUUUUAAAUUCAUCAGCACCGUAGCACUUCUCCUGCGGUUUAAUAGAUUGUUUUCAUCGGUAGAAAGCGGGGUUUAAUUCAAACCGGGACUACAAAGAGAAAUCCAAGAUAAUUUUGCUGCCCCGGCGUCAGUUCUCUCAGGGGCCCUGGAGUUUUCUUUGCCCGUUUGACCCUGGGAUGCGGGGGAAGCACGUCUGGCCAGUGCUUGGACCUUGUCCUCCUCCUGGGCAGCUCCGGCCUCCACCCGGGGCACCUCCCUGGAUCGGCCAGACCGACCCAGCCCCCCAGCCCCGCGGAGGUCCCGGAAGCCCUCUCUCUGGCCUGUCCCUCACCCCGGAAUCCAAGGGCCAGGAUUCCAGCUAACAGCGUCUGCUCUGGUUCACAGAAGACCACCCCAUCCGUGCAGACUCUGGAUGCUCCACGUGGCUGCAUAACUGUUGUGUUAAUUUUAAAAACUGAAUAUAAAGGGUUGUAUUACUGUAAGAAAGAUUCUUCUUGGAAGGCAUUACUGAAAAUGUUAAAGAGAAAUGUAAAAGGCUGAAGUUUUGUUUUUUGGGUGUUUUUUGCUACAUGGCUGCAUCAAUUUAAAAAACAGACGUUUUUCACUGGCUGGUUUUCUAAGGGAGCAUUAAUUUUUUUUCAAAAUUUAUGUGAGUGAACUCUUCUUUCAGCUCAAGAGGAAAGGAAUUUCCAGUUUUAAAGUUUGAGGAAAGCAACACAUUUAUGUAAUCUCAUUUAAACAACGCUGAGGGGUAAGUCCCAGCAGUAACCUCUGCAGUAAAAUCCGAAAGAUGAUCUUUCUGCUCUCACGCCAGAGCUCAGCUCUGUAACAGUAUCCGACAGUGGAGUCCAGGACCGCCGAGAGCCACGAGCGUAGCCUGCACUGCAGGCUACAACGGGCCGGAGCACGGGAGGAGGAAACGCAAAGCAGACGGGAUAUUUUCACCACGAUCGAUUUUAUUGCUUAGGGACCGGAGCGGUCAUUUCCAAAGGCCUCCUGAGUGACCAACAGCUGAAACCCCGCUGCACAGAAUCGCCGUGAGUCGGCCAGAGCAGGGCGACCACAGCUCGACACAGACCCCGACGGUACGGUCAAGGACACAGGUUCGGCACGUGGACGCCAGCUCACUUGCAACGGUUGUGAUUUAUCUAAAGCAAGCUUCUACCCAGCGCCUUCACCCAGCCCAGGAGUUCUGUAGUGUUAAAGCAAGUUAAUAAAACAUUCGUUUGUGUUUCAUCCAUGGGCCCUGGGACCACCUCUCACGGCUCCGCCGGGUGCCAGGAGCAAGUACGUGCAGCAGGGUUACGACAGGUCGUUAGAGGUUCAGCGUCCAAGGACGCGUACAGCUUGUUUCUCUGGAUAUUUUUAUACACAGGCCACAUUACAAGCAGUUUCUAUCGGAAGCAGACUAGCUAUUUUUAUUUCUCCCAUGAUAUUAUUGUUUUAUGUAGAAUACUUGGCACCAUAGAACGGUAACAAAAGACAGACAAAACGGUUUACAAAAUUCUUAAAAGGUACACCCGAGCGAGCUAUAAACUUCACAUUCAGUUCUUAAUAUGAGACAGAAAAAGGCCUAGGAGUCUCCAGCUGCUCGUAUG